Molecule: messenger RNA, 6493 nt
Organism: Gryllus bimaculatus (two-spotted cricket)
Lineage: Eukaryota; Metazoa; Arthropoda; Insecta; Orthoptera; Gryllidae
Source: the annotation of a GenBank genome assembly
GGCGGGCCGGCGGGGCGACGCGGCCGCCCGGUGGCCGACGGGCUCCCGCCCGUGGAGGCGCCCCUCGUCGACAACCUCAACCACGCGCUGCUCGCGCGCGCCGCCGCGGGCGAAUGCGGAGGAGAAAGUAAGAACGCCGGCGCGGAGCCCCCGCACAACCGCUCCCCCAAGCGCCAGAGCCCCUCUGUGUACGAGAGGGUCAAGUCCAAGGUCAGUCGCUCCCUCUCCAACGGGUCUGUCGUGCAGAAAUUACUGCUAGAUACGUCGAACCCCAAUUCUAUUCUCCCUAGGUCCAUCGGCGUGGGGGGAAUGUUUCGAAGACCGACGAGUCUCAUAGUUGACAGUGCUAGUGAUGAGAAAGUGGAUAAUAACGGUGGUUGUGGGAACAUACAAGGUUACAAAAUUGUCGAGUCUGUGGGUAGAGAUAACGAUAACAAAUAUUCGAACACGAAAGUUCAUUCGUCUCACAAAUCGGUUACGAAUACUUUGACGACUUGGACCUGUCAUAGGUGUACUUUGGAAAAUCCUGGGACUGUUGACAGAUGUGAAGUGUGUGAAACGCCUAGGAGGUCUAGCUCGACUCUGAAUUCUCUAACCAACAACGGCCUACUCUCCAAUACUCUCCCUCGUAAUAGUAUUGUGAUUACGGUUCCUGACUGGGAGGAAAACAGGACAGUCGAAACGAAGGACACUACUGACGUGCUCCAGGAAUUUUCUUGCCGAUCUCAAAAGAACUUGUCUCGACAAAUCUUACCCACGCAAGGGAGUUCUAACGAAUUUCUUGGACCUUUGGCUGAGGAUAUGGCUUGGACUAGACCAAUGUACCGACGUUCGUUUUCGGAAAUGAAUUCGACUUCAAGUGAUUUAGAACGCAGUCGUCAAGUUGCGAAUCGUCGCAGCAUGGUUGAGACCGACCUUCAGGGGAACCUUCCCGUGCGUUCUCCUGUUAAUUUGAACCUCCAAUUGCAGCAGCAGUUGCAGGCGAGUCGCCCGAGUCCCCGAUAUUCUUAUAUUGGAAUCACAGAUCCCAGCACUACUCAGAACUAUAGGCAAUCCGUGGCACCCCCACGGAAGGUAGUAAGUGUUAAAAAAAGGUUGAUUCCUCCAUCUGUUUUAGAUAUGGCAGAUCUGACCAAAGCAACAAACGGAAAUAUUUCCUCAACACCUACCGCCAACACCGCUUCUUCUCCGGUUCAAGGAAACCAAAAUUCUCUUCAGUACUCUUCGUCAUCAAAUACUUCUUCAGAAAAUUCAAGUCUGGCUGGCACUUCCUUUGAUCGAAUGUGGACCUGUACAAAAUGUUCAUACGCCUACAACCCUUUAUGGUCCGAUAGCUGUGAUAUAUGCAACUCUGUACGCUCACCACCCUCUCUGACAGAACCUAGUCUUAUCACUGUCACGAAAGACAGCGUGCGCUACCUGCCUACCAAGAGAGACGGGUCUCAGGAAUCCGAGAGCUCAGAAAGUCUGAACAACAAUGAUCCCUUGUCCACGGUGUUGCCCGGGCCUACAGCAACUUUGGCCACUCUGGAACAGGAUCUAGAAGAUGAUUUCCAAUUUCUGCCUGGGGAAGAAACCAGUCCGAGUGCAACAGAACAAGACUGGACUUGCAAAAAGUGUACGUUGGUUAAUUCAGGAAAUGAUAUAGCAUGUGUUGUGUGUGGUGGUUCAAAACUGCGUAGUAUAACAAUGGUUGAAGAUAUGACUCUUAGGAAAGGGGAGUUUUGGACUUGUUCACAGUGUACCCUAAAAAACCCUUUAAGUGCUCAAUCGUGUAUGGCAUGUAAAACAACCAAAAAGCUGUUAGAGGUUCCUAAAAGUAGUUGUGGUGGGCCUAGGAGUCCAUCUCCACGGCAGUCUUCACGAAUUAGCGGAGGGUCUAGAGUGAGUAGUGGUGCAAUUCCCAAGCAGAGACAUUCAAAUGCCGUGAGCAGCCGUCGCAGUGCAACCCCAAGUGCUAGAAGCAACGGAGUAGUGAGUCGCCACCAUAGAUCCAGUGGUGGCAAUAUCAAUACAGAGCAUUCCAUGGUGUCGUUGGCUGUGACCCAGCCCUCUGGCAGCCGGAGCCCCCGCCCGCCGUCGGAGCACGUUUCCCCAUCAGUUCCCAACUUGUGGCAGUGCAAUUUGUGUACUUACGAAAAUCGAACAGCCUCAGUGUCUUGUGAAAUGUGUCAAAGUUCACGCUGUUUGUCUUCAUCAUCAGUCAUGACAAAUGGCAGAAUGUCAUCAUCUCCUGUGCCAUGUAAUAUGGCUCCAAUGAUAACUGGUCUCUCUAAUGCAGCAUGCUCUGCAGUUUUGAAACAGGAAAGUGAACUAAUGGAAGAUUUGCGCCAGAUUGAGGAAAAAGAGGCCUUGGAGAAGUGGGAACGCAUUGUACAAUAUUGCAAAGAGAACAAAGAACCAUUUGUUGAUGACUCAUUUCCUCCAGCUCCUAAAUCUUUAUAUUAUAACCCAUCAGAGACCAAAGAUAACCAUGUUGUUCAGUGGCUAAGGCCUCAUCAAAUUGUCAUGGAAGGUGAUUCAAAAUUAAAAUGGGCUGUCUUUCGAACUCCAUUGCCUUCUGAUAUUUCCCAAGGUGUAUUAGGUAAUUGUUGGCUUCUGAGUGCACUAGCUGUUUUAGCAGAGCGAGAAGAUCUAGUGAAAAAAGUAAUGGUCAUGCGAGAAUUCUGCCAGCAAGGUGCAUACCAAGUUCGUCUUUGUAAAGAUGGCAGAUGGACCACUGUCCUUGUUGAUGAUUUGUUACCAUGUGAUAAACGAGGCCAUUUAGUCUAUUCUCAGGCAAAACGUAAACAGCUAUGGGUUCCUCUUAUAGAGAAAGCAGUAGCGAAGAUCCAUGGUUGUUAUGAAGCACUAGUUUCAGGGAGAGCUAUUGAAGGAUUAGCUACACUAACUGGAGCUCCAUGUGAAAGUGUGCCUCUUCAGCCAUCUUCUCUUCCAUCAGAAGAUGAGCUGGACAAAGAUCUGAUUUGGGCUCAGCUUUUGAGUUCUCGCCUAGCACGUUUUUUGAUGGGUGCAUCUUGUGGAGGUGGAAAUAUGAAAGUAGAUGAAGAAGAAUACCAACGUAAAGGAUUACGGCCCAGGCAUGCCUAUUCUGUUCUUGAUGUAAGAGAUCUUCUUGGCAACAGACUUCUACGCUUGCGUAAUCCAUGGGGUCAUUAUUCAUGGAAAGGUGACUGGUCAGAUGAAUCCCCAAUGUGGACACCACAAUUGCGAGAAAUGUUGAUGCCUCAUGGUGCUUCUGAUGGUGUCUUUUGGAUAUCUUUUGAGGAUGUUUUGAGGUAUUUUGACUGCAUUGAUAUCUGCAAGGUACGAUCAGGAUGGAAUGAAGUGCGGUUGCGUGGGACUCUGCCCCCACUUUCUUCAUUGGAACAUUUAUCCUGUGUCUUGUUAACAGUAUUAGAACCCACUGAAGCUGAAUUCACUUUAUUUCAGGAAGGACAGAGAAACUCGGAAAAAUCUCAACGUUCGCAGUUGGACUUGUGUGUUGUUGUAUUUCGCACUCGCUCUCCUGCAUCUCCAGAAGUGGGAAGGCUAGUAGAACACAGCAAAAGACAAGUAAGAGGUUUUGUAGGCUGUCACAAAAUGCUGGAACGAGAUCUCUAUAUUCUUGUCUGUCUAGCCUUCAAUCACUGGCAUACUGGAAUGGAUGAUCCAGCUAACUAUCCUGAAUAUGUGUUGGCAAUACACAGUUCCAAGCGUUUACUGGUAGAGCAGAUCUCUCCUCCACCUUUUAUGCUUGCAGAUGCAAUUAUUAGUCUCACUCUUGCUAAGGGCCAAAGACAUGAGGGGCGUGAAGGUAUGACUGCCUAUUACUUAACAAAAGGAUGGGCAGGCUUGGUUGUAAUGGUUGAAAAUCGUCAUGAGAAUAAAUGGAUUCAUGUUAAAUGUGAUUGUCAGGAAAGUUACAAUGUGGUGUCAACCAGAGGUGAACUGCGGACAGUUGAUUCCGUUCCACCAUUGCAUCGGCAAGUUAUUAUUGUCCUAACCCAACUGGAAGGAAGUGGUGGAUUUUCUAUUGCACAUCGCCUUACUCACAGGCUUGCCAACUCUGGAGGGCUUCAUGACUGGGGUCCUCCGAAUACAAAUCACUGCCCAACAAUUGACAAACAGGUUGAAGGUUUACAUUCCCCAAGACUUAUUACGUAGCAGAAAAUGAAUUCUGUACAAUGAUGCCUGAAAGAAUUUACAUAGUGUUCUUUACCCUUUUGUAUCAGUUAAAUAAGAUGUACAUAAGAUGUACCUUUAUGAAGUAAAGUGCAUGCACAAACUCCAUGUACAAAUGCAAGGUGAAGUAGUAGUCAAAUGCUUGGUUUUCUUACCAUUUAACAAUAUUGUUAAACAUUUUCUUUACAAUGUGAUUUUUAUCUUGUAAUAUUAUCAUGAAUUAUGUGAAGGUAAGCAUCAUUAUUCUGUCUCCCAUGCAGUUUGGAUUGAAAUGUGAAAUAAGUGAAAAUUUAUUGUAGAAAUUUCAAUGUAUUAUAAAAACAGUCUUCUUUUAAACAAACAUUCUUGAUCUGCAACAGUCAUAUGGAAUAUUUUUUUGUUAAUCCAUUGAAAAAAUGUUCACAUUAUCAAUGUGGAUUCUAAAUCUAUCUCUCAUUCUUUGUAUUCUUAUAUUUAUUUAUCUAAAACUAAUAAUCUGUUGUUUUGUUUGGCACAUUAUGUGAUACUUUUGUUAAAAAUCAUUUAUAAUACAUUGAAUAUUAUUAUUUGGUGGUUUUAAUAUUCUGGUAUAAUGUUCCAAACAUUAUUAUGUAAAAUUUUAAUAGUUUGCAUUGACGUUAUUUGUGUUUCUUAGUUCACAUAACAGAUGUUUUCCAAGAAGAGUAUAUCUAUCUUUGUGCCAUAUAUAGGUAUAAUUAUAAUACCCUUUUGUUAUAUUUCAUACAGAUGGAACUAGGUGAAUUAUGUAUAACAUCACCCAGCAAAAUUAUUUAUAUAAUUUUGUGUGAUAAUCCAGUUUUUGAAAUACUCCUUUGCUAAUGAUCAUUUACUUGAGAAUUGUGUUCCUCUUGAACUUCUUCUGUGAUCACUAAGAAAUUUCGUAAAGUAAGGCUCCGAUACAUUCUAGUGAUUGUAAUUUUAAUAUUAAUUUGCUUAUCCUUCAUGUUUUUGUUUGUUAAUGAAGCCAAUAUGUUGAUACAAUUGUUAACAUGUAUUACAUUUAAACCUAUUUAUAUAUUUAUAUAAAAAUUGUAAUUGCUUGCAACAUUUCAAAGAAUUACUUUCUGUGCAAAUACUAACAAAUUAUUAGCUUAAUGAAUAUACGUACUCAAGGAAUCGUAGAAAAUGUUGAAUAUUAAUGUGUAAAAAUUAAUUGUUGACUGAAUCUCUGAGAUUGUUUUAAACUGAAUAGUUUAAUUGUGUUACCUGAUUACCAUUAAUAAAGGAAUUAAAUGUUCCAUUAAUAAUUCUAAGAUUGACUCAAAUUUGAUUGUAAUGAUAUAUGAAACAUUGAUUUUGAGACACUGUACCACAGGUUAAAUGUUGGAAAUAAUAUUUUUGGUAACGAUCAGCCUUUGCUGAGUCCCCCCCCCCCCGCCCUCCCCCCAAAGAUACAAUGAAACUUGAAAGUAUUUAAAAAUUCAAUUCACAUAAUUCUAGUAUUUUGUGUCAAAUUAUUGCUAUGAUGCACUUAUUUGUGAAUCACCUGUCAUUUCUAUAAGAAAACAUUUCAAUGUUCUUUCAUAUCACUUCAUGAAAUUAUUGAGAAAGAAACUUACAAAAAUCCAAGACGGACACAGGAUGAGACUGGGAGAAAAAUUAAGGCUUCACACAAAAUUAAUCUGACCUCCCCAAUGGAAAUGUGAAUCAUGACAAAAUACAGAAUCCAAUAAAACAUCACAAUUAAAAUAAAUUAUAAAUCAGGUUUCAAUGGAAUGUUGGAUCAAUAACAAUUCCUUUUUGGCCAUUGUUCUGAAACAUUUAUUUCUCUCUAGGCCUUACUAAUCAGGUGAAAGAAAUUUUAUGCUAUGUUGGUGCCACUUGUUAACAGAAGCCUACCACAAAUUUAUCCACCAAUUCCACUCUCAAGGUCUUGUUGGUAGCUGGUUAUAAUGUGUAUAAAAUAGUGCCAAAUGUUAAAUAUGUAACGCCAACUUACUAUAAAUAUUCAGUAAUCAGAUUAGUUUGCAUAAAUAUUAAUUUAUUUGAUGAGGGAACAAUAAAUGUUCUAUAAUGUUGGCUAAAUAAGUUUCAUUGUUCAACUUCCCAUGAAAACCUAAUUAUCUGUGGUCAUAAAAGUGAGAAGAAUCAAUUUGUCCUUCAAUUAAUUUUGGAAAUUUUGCUAAUUAACAUCUUUAAUAAAUAUAUAAUUCUACAUAGUAAAAAACAUAAUUAGAAAAAGAUAUUUAUGAAAUAAACUAUGUACUAAAACACAUCCUUUUCUGUAAUUGUAUCUGUAAUCUUAUUAAGUAGAAGGCAUUCUAAAUUUUUUCUCCUUUUUAUUAUUUCAAUUAAUAAUUUUAGAUCAUUUCCAACUGGUAAAAAGUCU